Molecule: messenger RNA, 1387 nt
Organism: Paramecium pentaurelia
Lineage: Eukaryota; Ciliophora; Oligohymenophorea; Peniculida; Parameciidae
Source: the annotation of a GenBank genome assembly
AUGAAUAAUUUAUCUUUUGAUGAUAUACUUUCUACAAGAAUAAAAUUUGGUAAGGUUCAGAUUUAAACUUUCCUUAUUAUCAGUUUAAUUGAUUUACUUGAUGGAUCUGAAUUCAUGUUUUUGCAAUUAUUGAAUGCAAUAAUUUAUAAGGAAUGGUCAUUAAGUUUGAGCUAAUUGAUCGUUUUAGCAACAGUAUUCAAUUUUGGUCAAUUUAUUGGUUCUUUAAUUUGUGGUUAGUUCUCAGACUAUACAGGACGUAAAUCAAUGCUAGUUUGGUCAUGUUUACUUUAAGUAUUAAAAAAUUGUAAUAUUGUUCAUAGCAAUGCUUCUUACAGCAUUUGUGUAAGAUUUACCAUAAUUACUAAUAUUAAGGUUUUGUUUUGGAUUGCUAUUUGGCAUAGCAUUGCCAAUAUCAUCAAUAUUAAUGGCAGAAGUAACUCCUCUUCAUGUAAGAGGAUAAUUUAUUGUUACUUUAUAAAUGAUGUAUAUAGUUGGCAGAAUGUGGAUGUUAUUAUUAGCCUUCAUAUUCUUGGAUUCAAUAGCAACAGGAAAUUGGAGAGCCAUAGCUGUGACAAAUAGUAUUCCAUGUUUUAUAUGUCUAAUUGGUAGUAUAGUAUAUUUACAUGAAUCACCCCGUUUUCUUAUAUCUCAAGGAAAUAUUAAGGAAGGAAUUGAAGGAAUUAAUUUUAUGGGAAGAUUUAACGAUAAGGAUUAUGUUGAUUUGUAAGAAGAUGAAAUUUAAGCACUUUAAUAAUGGAGAAAGGCUACAUUUGAAUAAUAAUAUGAUAAGAAGAGUUUUAAAGAGUUGUUUAAUCAAGAAAAUUUACCAAUCACAUGGAGAGCAUAUUCAUUAAGUAUCAUAUCAAUGUUGAUGUAUUCUGGACUGUAUAUCAUCAUACCAUUUCUAUUUGAUGAAGAAGAAAAAACUUUACUUGAUUUAUUAUACACUGUCCUAAUAGAAUUGCCAGCAGUGUUAGUUGUUGUUUGUUUGAUUGACAAAAUUGGAAGAUUACCUAUAGUACUUAUAGGAACAGUAACAUCUAUGAUAGCAGUUUUUAUAAUUUGGUAUUGGAGAGCCAGAUAUCUAUUGUUAGGUUUGAUUGCUUUCAAAUUUUUUAAUAGAAUGACUUUUCUUUCAUUCACUCCUCUUAUUUUAGAAUCCUAUUCCACUAUCUAUAGAUCUUUGGGAAUAGGUACAACAAUUGCUUUUGGUAGAGCAGCAGGUUUCUUAUCUCCAGUCAUAAUAUUACCAUUAUAUUAAAAAGAUAAUUAUAGUCCUUUUUUAGCUUCAAUUUUUAUCUUGAUAAUAAUGACAAUCAUAUUUGCAACUUAUCCUAAAGAUUUAACGAGAAAACCACUUGAUAUUAAAUAUGAAAAAGUGGAUUGA